Molecule: messenger RNA, 2099 nt
Organism: Vitis vinifera (wine grape)
Lineage: Eukaryota; Viridiplantae; Streptophyta; Magnoliopsida; Vitales; Vitaceae
Product: protein ASPARTIC PROTEASE IN GUARD CELL 1
Exons: 1
Coding region: 321-1796 (491 amino acids)
Biological process (GO): proteolysis
Molecular function (GO): aspartic-type endopeptidase activity
Source: RefSeq, a predicted model, not a curated record
AGCAAGUAGAGAAGAAACAUGCAGAUGGAAUGUAAUGGAGAGAGGGGGGUUUGAAUAAAUUAUUUACUCUGUGGGGGAGACUGGAGAGAGGCUGUAAGCUUAAUAAAAUGUUGAUGAGACCCACCACACUCCGGUUGUUUCCUUCAUUCAAAGCUCCUUUUCUCCCCUACUGCUCUUGUUUUCUCCCAACAAGCCUGACGUGAAUCACUCUAAAUGCCGCUACCUCUUCACCACCCCCCACCUUCUUCAAUAAAACCCCAUUCAUUCCCAAGCGUUUCUGAAGUGUCACUUCUCUCGCUCUCUUUCUCUCUCUGACUACAAUGGCGGAAAAGGGGUUUCUUCUUUGCGUUUUGUUUGCUUUCUUCUGCACUUGGGGUGUCUCUCUUGUUAACGCUCGCCGCUUAAGCUUACCCAGAACUACGGUCCUCGACGUCUCUGGUUCCAUUCGGGAAAGCUUGAAUGUUCUCUCUUUGAACCCUCAAUAUGAGCAAAUGGAGUUUCAGCACCAAGAACGGAGUUUUCCGUCUUCCUCUUCUUCUUCGUCACUGACUCUGUCUCUACAUUCGCGAACUUCUAUUCACAAAUCUUCGCACAAAGACUACAAGUCUCUGGUUUUAGCCCGACUCGAGCGAGACUCAGACCGAGUCAGAUCUCUGGCGACCAGAAUGGAUCUGGCCAUUGCGGGCAUUACCAAGUCGGAUCUCAAACCAGUUGAGAAAGAGCUGGAAGCUGAAGCUCUUGAGACUCCGCUUGUCUCCGGAGCGAGUCAGGGAAGUGGUGAGUACUUCUCACGAGUCGGAAUCGGUAGCCCACCCAAACAUGUCUACAUGGUUGUCGACACCGGCAGUGACGUCAACUGGGUACAAUGCGCACCCUGCGCCGACUGCUACCAGCAAGCCGACCCCAUAUUCGAGCCGUCUUUUUCCUCCUCCUACGCGCCCCUCACUUGCGAAACCCAUCAGUGCAAGUCGCUCGACGUCUCCGAGUGCCGGAACGACUCGUGCCUCUACGAGGUCUCCUACGGCGAUGGAUCGUACACCGUUGGAGACUUCGCCACUGAGACGAUUACUCUGGACGGUUCCGCUUCACUGAACAAUGUCGCCAUCGGCUGUGGCCACGACAACGAAGGCUUGUUCGUAGGCGCCGCCGGGUUACUCGGACUCGGCGGCGGCUCGCUGUCGUUCCCUUCUCAAAUCAACGCUUCUUCGUUCUCCUACUGCCUCGUGAACCGUGACACAGACUCAGCCUCGACCCUCGAGUUCAACUCACCGAUCCCUUCUCACUCAGUUACUGCUCCCUUACUCAGGAACAACCAGCUCGACACAUUCUAUUACUUAGGAAUGACGGGAAUCGGUGUCGGCGGGCAGAUGCUGUCGAUUCCUCGAUCAUCUUUCGAGGUGGACGAAAGCGGAAAUGGAGGAAUCAUAGUCGACUCGGGGACAGCCGUGACUCGGUUACAGAGCGACGUGUACAACUCGCUCCGCGACUCGUUCGUCAGAGGCACCCAACACUUACCGUCUACUAGCGGUGUGGCGUUGUUCGACACUUGUUACGAUCUAUCAUCGAGGUCUAGCGUGGAGGUCCCAACGGUGUCGUUUCACUUUCCGGAUGGUAAAUAUUUAGCAUUACCGGCUAAAAAUUACCUAAUACCGGUUGACUCAGCGGGAACCUUUUGCUUCGCAUUUGCUCCCACCACCUCAGCGUUGUCAAUAAUUGGGAAUGUGCAGCAGCAGGGGACACGUGUCAGUUACGAUCUCAGCAACUCGCUCGUUGGAUUCUCCCCCAACGGGUGCUAGGAAUCAGGCCAUUUAGUAUUCCGAUUCUACCCCCGGGGGCUUUAUUUUUAUUUUUGCCUUUUGUCUUUUUUGGAGUAAUGAGUGGAUGGGAAGGUAGGUUGGUGUGGGCCCCACACAAUAAGUGUGCAAGGGAAUGGUGGAGGCGGGCUCACCGGCUCAGCUGGAUUGGUGGAGUCAUUAUGGCAUGUGUACAGGAGAUUCAAAGGGUAGGGUUUGGCCGGACGGUGAAGGGUUUAAAUGUGACCGUUACGGUCUAUUUGUGCGUGUGCUAAUUUUAUUAAGUUAGAAUUCUAAUGCUUUUUA